Messenger RNA from Protomyces lactucae-debilis, 1185 nucleotides. RefSeq names its product terpenoid cyclases/protein prenyltransferase alpha-alpha toroid. The record is from RefSeq and is a predicted model, not a curated record. Gene Ontology annotation, cellular component: protein farnesyltransferase complex. Lineage: Eukaryota; Fungi; Ascomycota; Taphrinomycetes; Taphrinales; Protomycetaceae. Gene Ontology annotation, molecular function: protein farnesyltransferase activity. The transcript is spliced from 2 exons. The coding region runs from base 1 to 1185 and encodes 394 amino acids. Gene Ontology annotation, biological process: protein farnesylation.
AUGCUCUUUGCGUCUGCACGAGAGCAGAGUGCUGUGGAGGUCCAAUGCGAGCGGCUCCUUCAUAGUCCAAGCGCUAGACUGCGUGCUGAGAAACAUGCUUCUUUCCUGUUCAAAGGUACUGAGCCGCUUAAUGAAGGCUUUGUUACAUUGGAUGCUGCGCGUCCCUGGUUGUUCUACUGGUGCCUCAAUGGUUUGGCUUUGCUCAAGGGACCAUCGUGUUCCAUUUCAGAUAAAGCUUCAAGUCUCAAGUCUGCUAUCCUGGAGUGUCAACAUCCUGAUGGAGGAAUUGGUGGCGGAUUCGGUCAGCUGGCGCAUCUGGCACCAACAUAUGCCACCGUCCUGGCAGCAGCAAUCGUUGGAGAUGAAGACGUCUUUGCAGCAAUCGAUCGGAAAGCCAUGUAUGGCUGGCUUAUGUCACUCAAACAGAUCAAUGGAGGUUUUGCGAUUCAGCAUGGCGGAGAAGUCGACACUCGAGCAGCUUAUCUUGCGUUGACUGUUGCCUCGCUUCUCAACCUCAUGACGGAGGAACUUGUUUCUGGCACAUAUCAAUGGAUCAUCUCAUGUCAACGCUACGAGGGUGGGUUGGCAGGUUGUCCUGAUGGGGAAGCUCAUACUGGCCCUUCUUUUUGCGCCCUUGCAGCAUUGUGCAUCCUAGACAAACCCGGAAGGCUCGAAGAAGCACUUGAUCUGCCAGCUCUGUUGCGGUGGUUGACGCAUUGCCAAAUGGCAGUCGAGGGUGGAUUCUCAGGCCGCACCAACAAGCUUGUGGACGGCUGCUACAGUUGGUGGACAGGGGCGCAACUUGCCAUUGUUGAGACUGCGCUCGGCGGCUCAGUGGAAUUGUUUGACAGGUCAGCCCUCUCGGCUUAUAUCCUCAAGUGCUGUCAAUCAGAAAAACGAGGUGGACUACGAGACAAGCCAGGCAAGUCAGCCGACUACUAUCACACUUGUUACUGCUUGGCUGGUUUAUCUAUUACGCAAUCUCAUUUCAGCUUCCAUUCAGAUGAUACAUUGGAUGAGAACAUGGGCUCUCAUGCGUAUAACUGGCAUGUGAGGAGCGAUACUGAGCAGACUAUCGUCACAACCCUCCAUCCAUUGUUUUCGAUUCCGCCUGAAUGUGCGAGGAGGUUGCGCGGGUGGUCCACAGCACAAUCAGGGCAUCCGCCGUCUUUUCAGGGCGCUUGA